GUAUCCCCUCUGCCCCUACAGAACCCCGACCUUCGCUAUUCAAAACAAGAUACUAGCCCGGCCAUUGUAUCAAUAAGCGUAUUUUAAAUACGUCAAGUCAUUCGAUUUGUAAUGGUAACCCAUUCGCUUAUCUUAUUAAAAACUUUCGAUAGUGUCUAUUUUUUGAGACUCGAGAUAAGUAAAUUAAAUGGAAAUCAUCGUACGUUGCUGAGAAUGGAAAGUUUCCGCGCCGAGUAGAUCCACCCAUUAACAGUACCCACUAAAUCACCAACCCGCUUCUAAAGUAGUCAGGAGGUCCUCGAUCACCAGACAGGCACCUUCCUUGGAUGCUAGAGGUGAUAACUUCCCUCUUUCCAAUUGCCUAACUGCAUGAUAGAUCGAAGCCCCGUAGAUCGCUCCUUCUCUACGUAAGCGGGUAGGCACCCGGAUACGGAAUCAUACUCGGGUAGUAGCAACCUUCUCCGAACGAAGACAGCAACGUUCCGUCCCGGAAAUACAUAGAACCCAAUAAUCCGAUAAGAUAUUCGGAACCUCAAUGUUAUCGUAACACUUUAUAAUUGUCUAAACUGAGCGAAUAAGUUCCGUCUUUUUGAAAGUUGCUCGAGGGGCUUGAACUUGCCCGAUUAUCAAAAAUCAUGGCGUCCGCUCCUUUUAUCGACUUGGUGGCUCCGAAUGGAGUCAAAUACGCCCAACCGACGGGCCUAUUCAUCAAUAACGAAUUUCUCCUAUCAGCCGAUGGGAGCAGCGUAGACUCAAUUGAUCCAGCCACCGAAGAAAAGAUAGCGACUGUACAAGCUGCGAGCGUCGCAGAUGUUGAUAAUGCGGUCAAAGCAGCUCGUAAAGCACUUAAGGGUCCUUCUUGGAAACUACUCUCGGCUUCAGACCGCGGAGCUCUCCUCUACAAGCUCGCGGACCUUAUCGAAGAGAAUCGCGAGCUUUUUGCUACUAUAGAUGCAUGGGAUAAUGGCAAAACCUACCUCGAGGCACUAGAAAACGACCUCGUAGAGGCCGUAGGUGUGAUCCGCUAUUAUGCUGGGUGGGCAGACAAAGUCUUCGGCCAGACUAUUAGUACCACCCAUCAGAAAUUUGCCUACACGAUUCGCCAACCGGUAGGAGUGGUAGCGCAAAUAAUUCCAUGGAAUUAUCCUCUCUCAAUGGCAACUUGGAAGUUAGGGCCGGCCCUUGCUUGUGGAAAUACGGUAGUUCUCAAAACAGCAGAGCAAACUCCAUUGAGUAUCCUUGUUUUAGGGACUUUGGUCAAAAAAGCAGGGUUCCCUCCUGGUGUGGUUAACUUCUUGAAUGGUCUAGGGAAUGUGACGGGGUCUGUCCUGGUGAGUCACCCCCUGGUGGACAAGGUUGCCUUUACUGGCAGUACUGCAACUGCAAGCGCUAUCAUGGGCGCUGCCGCAAAGACUCUUAAGAAUAUUAGCCUCGAGACAGGAGGAAAAUCACCAUUGAUUGUCUUUGAAGACGCCGAGAUGGAACAGGCUGUCAAGUGGUCGCACCUAGGCAUUAUGUCGAACCAGGGUCAAAUUUGUACCGCGACGUCACGGAUACUAGUCCACGAGCGAGUGUACGAUGAAUUCCUGGCUAAAUUUCUCGAAACUACUAAGAGUACAAGUAAAGUUGGGAAUCAAUGGGGUAAAGAUACUUAUCAGGGACCCCAAGUAUCUAAAGCCCAGUACCAGCGUGUGUUGGAUUACGUAAACAUUGGGAAAGGCGAGGGGGCCACCCUCGCAUUUGGCGGAGAGCCUCUCAAUAUCAAUAGUAACGGCAAGGGGCUUUAUGUUAGCCCAACGGUAUUUACAAACGUUUCUCCAUCGAUGCGCAUCUGGCAGGAAGAAGUAUUCGGUCCAUUUGUCGUUAUCUCAAAGUUCGCCGACGAGGAUCAAGCCGUAGCUCUUGCAAACGACACCACAUACGGACUGGGAGCUGCCGUUUUUACGACUAAUCUCGAAAGAGCGCAUCGCGUUGCCGCUGAGAUUGAAGCGGGCAUGGUGUGGGUCAAUAGUAGCCAAGACUGUGACCCGAGAGUGCCGUUCGGCGGUGUGAAGCAAAGUGGAAUCGGUCGGGAGCUUGGUGAAGCGGGUUUAGAGGCGUACACGCAAAUCAAGGCCAUCCAUGUAAAUAUGGGCAACAGACUCUAGAAUAUCCAGAUAGCCGUGUUUUGAGGGUAAGGAAUCCCUUUUCCGACCGUCAACUGAGUCGAAUUAUCCGGCUCAUCGCCCCUAUUUCAUGAUUA
Messenger RNA from Hypoxylon trugodes, 2242 nucleotides. Its product is annotated as aldehyde dehydrogenase. The coding region runs from base 636 to 2147 and encodes 503 amino acids. NCBI's taxonomy places the organism in Eukaryota, Fungi, Ascomycota, Sordariomycetes, Xylariales, Hypoxylaceae. Gene Ontology annotation, molecular function: oxidoreductase activity, acting on the aldehyde or oxo group of donors, NAD or NADP as acceptor. The record is from RefSeq and is a predicted model, not a curated record. The transcript has 3 exons.